Molecule: messenger RNA, 3478 nt
Organism: Uranotaenia lowii
Lineage: Eukaryota; Metazoa; Arthropoda; Insecta; Diptera; Culicidae
Product: nardilysin-like
Exons: 11
Coding region: 135-3461 (1108 amino acids)
Biological process (GO): proteolysis
Molecular function (GO): metal ion binding; metalloendopeptidase activity
Source: RefSeq, a predicted model, not a curated record
GAGCUAUCACUGUCCAGAGCUCAGAACGUUCAGCUCAGUGCUCUGAAGACGCGCGCCAAGUGCAGACGGAAUAGCCAAAUUGUGUCGCGAAAACCGUUCGUGUUGUGUGGCCAAUAACCAGCGUGGUGCCAAAAAUGCGGUCCCUUACAAGUAAUGCGCUGCUGGUUAUGAUAGCAUGCUUCACCUUAUUCGCGAGAAACGGUUGCACUAGAUUCGCACAGGUUGGUCCCUUAAUGACGCGCAAACGAGCACUAUCACCUGCAUCGCAACUGGUUCCAUCAAAUUCGCAGCUCAAGAUGCCAGCCAUCAGAGACGAGACAUCUCACCUGGGAGAUAGCAGUGGAGGCACCGAAUAUCUCGAAACACCGGACAAAUCCCUCUCGGAUAGGAAGUUGUACAGGUCUAUCCGUCUGCCCACAGGUUUUCGCGCACUCCUUAUAUCGGAUCCUACAGAUCGGCCCCGGAAGUUGUUACCCACCAAUAGCAGCAGUACGUUUGAUGAAAGUGACGAUGCAGCGAGUGUAACUUCCGCUACAAAUGAGCUGGAUGAGAGCAGUGGCGGUGGCAGUGAUGACGAAGCGAGCGUAGCUGGGGAAGGUUCAGAUGAGGAUGGCGAGAAACUUGCCGCCGCAGCUCUGUCCAUCGGGGUAGGAUCCUUUAGCGAUCCCAGAUCGGUACAGGGCCUAGCCCAUUUCCUAGAACACAUGAUUUUCAUGGGUAGUGAAAAGUAUCCAACCGAAAACGAGUAUGACGCCUACAUAAGGAAAUGCGGUGGUUCGGAUAAUGCUGUUACCGAUUUAGAAGAAACUACUUUCUUUUUCGAAAUCGAUGAAGAAUACUUGGACGGUGCUUUGGACCGUUUUUCGAACUUGUUUGCAUCUCCGUUAAUGCUUCGAGAUUCAAUCAGUCGCGAGCGGGAUGCCGUAGAAUCUGAGUUCCAAACAAACAUCAACAGCUUUUCAUCGAUGCGUGAACAGUUAAUGGCUUCACUUGGCCAGGAGGAUCAUCCAUGCAGCUUAUUUACCUGGGGUAAUUUACGUACCCUCAAGGAUAACAAAACCGAAGACGAUCUCUACAGUAUCUUGCACGACUUUCGUCGACGAUACUACUCCGCUGAUCGUAUGCAUUUUGCCAUUCAAGCCCGAAUGAGUCUCGAUGAACUGGAAGCUUUAGUAGUUAAAUAUUUCUCAAAUAUUCCAAGCAAUAAUUCCUCAUCUAAUGAUUUCACCAAAUUCAAUGAAAAAAAUGCAUUUAAGCCGGAGUUCUACAACAAGGUUUAUUUUAUGAAAGCGAAAUCCAACAUCUGCCGGCUAGAUGUUACCUGGUGUUUACCGCCCAGUGUGGAGGAUUAUAAAGUGAAACCGGUCGAUUACUUAUCGUAUCUCCUCGGCUAUGAAGGAAAAUACAGUUUAACAAGUUACUUAAGGAAUAGAACGCUUGCCUUAGAUGUACAAACCGGAGCGAGCUAUGGAUUCGAAAAGAAUACACUUUACACGCUGUUUUCGGUAUCCGUUACCAUGACAGAUAAAGGGUUUGACAAUGUGGACCAAAUUCUACACGCAAUUUACGCCUAUGUGAGACUAUUGAAGGAAACGGGACCGGUGGAAUGGCUUUUCGAAGAGCUCAAAGAUAUAGAAGACACCUCGUUCCGGUACCGCAAAGAAAAAGAAGCUACCGACAAUGUGGAGGAGUUGGUUGUCAACAUGCGUUACUAUCCAUCGAAAGACAUUAUAACGGGCUCAGAAUUGUAUUUCCAUUACGACGCCAACAGUGUGCAAAAAGUAAUUGAUAAUCUAAAUGAACCAAAUUUCAACAUUAUGAUUUCGUCAUCGAAACCCUACAAAAAUGUAGUUUAUGAUAAGGAAGAACAUUGGUUUGGUACUGAAUACGCAGAACGAGAUGUACCACAAGAAUGGCGUACUCUCUGGGAAAAUACAACCCCUAUUGCUGAGCUUAAACUACCAGAGAAAAAUAUAUACAUCAGUACUGAUUUUACUAUCCUAGCUCACAAAAAUGCAACGGAAGCAAAUUUGAUACCUCUGUUCCCAGAAAAGUUGUUGCAUAAUGAAAUCUAUGAGCUUUGGUUCCGGCAAGAUAACAAAUUCAACCUUCCUUUAGCGAUGAUGUAUUUUUACUUCGUUUCUCCGUUACUGGUGGAAAGUGCAAGAGAUGCAACUUUAGCCAGUUUAUACACAGCUAUGCUGAAAUUUCAAAUAGCGGAAGACCUUUAUCCUGCUACAGUCGCUGGUUUGAAUUAUGAAAUUUUUGCAUCAGAAAAGGGAUUGGUAUUGAAGGUUGAUGGCUACAAUGAAAAAUUACCCGUCGUAGUAGAUGUAAUAACGCAGGCAAUGAAAAACUUCAAAAACAAUAUGAAUCCUGAUGUAUUCGAUGUUAUUAUAAAGAAAAUGACAAAAACGUAUUACAACGAAAUAAUAAAGGCUAGCAAACUAAACCGAGAUAUUCGUUUGAAGGUAGUUCAACAAACUUAUUGGACCACCAUAGAUCGAUUCCUUGAGUUGAAAAAUUUGACUAUGGAAGACCUAGCAGCGUUUUCUGACAAAUAUUUCCGUCAAGUUAAAAUUCAAACUCUUAUUCAAGGAAACAUCAAGAAAGAAGAUGCGGUGACAGUGAUGGAAACCGUGAUGUCUAAUUUGAAUUGCGGAGCUAUUCAAAACAAAACUCUAGUGGAAUCAAGAGCCAGAGAAAUACCACUAGGUGAUUUGUACCUAGUAGUCAAAUCAUUUCGUGAUAAUGAUGUGAAUACUGUCACUACGAAUUUUUAUCAGGCUGGUCCUGUAACACCAUUGUUAAAUGCUCAGUUGGAAAUUUUAGUCAUGCUACUCGAAGAACCUUUGUUUGAUAUUCUACGUACCAAGGAACAACUUGGUUACGAUGUAUCCACAACAAUCCGUGAUAAUUUCGGGAUACUUGGGUUUUCUAUAACUAUUCACUCACAGGAGGACAAGUUUACCUACAGACACAUUGAUGAACGUAUUGAAGAUUUCAAUCAUAAAUUUCUUGAAAUAUUGGAAAAAAUGCCAGAUACGGAUUAUGAUAUAAUGAAGAGCUCACUCUUGAAACGUAAACAAAUUGUAGAUACUGAACUGAAAACCGAGGUCAGCCGAAACUGGGCUGAAAUAACUACCGAAGAAUACAUCUUCAACCGGAAUAAACUUGAGAUGGCCCACAUCGAAAAUCUUACUAAAACGGACGUUAAACAGUUCUAUGAACAGUUGCUAUUCGAUAAUCACCACCGGCGAAAAAUGGCUGUUCAGGUAGUUGGAUCUUCAGAAAAAUCGAACCAUCAUUUGACUGCUAGCGACGGUGCGGAAAGUGAAGAUUUGCAACGCGAUUUCUCCAUCCAAUACUUGACGGAAAAUUCCACUCGAAAGUUCAUAGGCGAUAUCGUUGACUUUGGAAAAAUGCUAGUAGUUUACCCAGUUACCAAAAUUCAGUUCUAAAACAUUAUAGUUGAGAA